AUGGAAAAGUUGGACAAGUCUGUCGAGUCUAUCGACGAAUGCAACUUAUCACUUGACGGCAUGAACGACUCACUCGGCCGUAUCGACGACCCAUUCGACCGCAUGAACGCCUCACUCGACAGCAUGAAUGACUCACUCAAGAGAUUGAGUGAGAGAUGGGACCAGAGAGAGGCGCAGAUGGAGGCUUUCUUUGCGAGCGACAACGGGGAGGACCGGUUUGUACGCCGGGGAGACCUUCAUGAGGUUCUCUCUGGCUUGAAGGAGGGCCACCUAGCCAAGGUCGCUGCUGCCGCGAUCGAGUCGAACAGGGACGGGAUGGAUUCGGAAGAUGAUCAGCACCUCAAUAACGAGGAUGCUUCGACUGGAUAA
Messenger RNA from Coniosporium apollinis CBS 100218, 369 nucleotides. RefSeq lists its product as uncharacterized. The transcript has a single exon. The coding region runs from base 1 to 369 and encodes 122 amino acids. The record is from RefSeq and is a predicted model, not a curated record. Lineage: Eukaryota; Fungi; Ascomycota; Dothideomycetes.